UGGAAAAGAAGACAAAGAAAAACAGGAUACAACUGAAGUACAAGAGCCUAUUGAGAAUUCACAGGAUGGACCAGAUGUCUCUGCAACAGAGACUAGCAAACAUGUGGUGGAAGAUGCAGAAGGUGAAACAAAAUCCCAAGAAUUAACCCCAGAGGAGCAACUGAAAACCUCGAAUGGUCUGACAAUGGACUUGAACACUGAAGUCACAGGGAAUAUGGUAAUUAGAAAACCUGCAAGGGUGACUUUUAAUUUAGAGGAAACUGAACUGAAACUAAAGCUAGAAGAACCAUGGAAGAAAAAUCUUUUUAAAAGAAUAGAGGCAAGAGCCCAGGCAAUGCAACAGAAAAUAAUAGAUAAGGAUAAUCUGAAGAAGGAAUUAGAAAAGAAGUCUGAAAAAAAACUCCCUAGGGAUAAUUUGGCUAAAGAGUGGUUUAAUAUUGAAAGCACAGCACUGAGUACUCGUGCAUAUUUGCUUGACAAACUCCUACCCACCUUAGUUCCUGCAAUGGAAAAAAUGUUAGCAGCACAAGAAAAGAAUCUUUUAACCAAAGCUGAUGUUCCAAUCAAAUUUGAUCCAAUUAAUUAUUUGGGAGAAUGCUUAAUGAGGAGUAAUCCUAAUUAUAUCAAAGAUCCAGGAAUGUCUGGAUACCAGAGGGUGAUGAGAGAAGUCACAGAAGACCUGAAGCUACAUGUUCCUGAAACUAUCUGCAACAGAGUUUCUAAGUUGAAGGAGCAUGUUAAACAGAAAAGACAACAAAGAGAGCACCUACACACAAUCAAGGCCAAGGUGGCUGACAUGCGGAAACAAGCUUUGCAGGAACAGUUUGAUGAAUGGAUUCUAGAUCCUAAAGGACUCAUUCCAACAGAAGUGAUUCAGAAUGUUCUUCAUGAAUUUUUUCAAAGACCAUGUUUUGCAAUUGAACCACGGUGCAAACAGUUGGAUAUUAUUGACUCAAUGGAACCAAGAUUGAGCAAAGCAGAAUUCAUAGAAUACAUCUCUUCAUGGGUUGAAGACCUUAAAAGUGAAACUUUUGAGGAACUCCUUAAGCACCUUUGCCACUGUGCAGAUGAAUUCCGGGAGAUCGUAAAAAUUGAUAUGCAGAGACAGAUGUUUGUGGAACUUUUCCUACAUUGUGACCAUGGGAAGGUAGGGAUUUUGGAUCGACAGAGAACAUUGGCCUUGCUGGAAGAGUUCUAUGACCAAAGUUCACAAACACUUAGGAGUUUACUCCGAAACCCAAGACAAUGGCCAUUCAUUGAGUUUGAAGAGAUAGACUUGCUUGAGUUCUGGGGUGACAUGGAUAAUCAAAAACACAUUUAUGAAGACUUUGAUAAAGUGCUCUUAAAGAUGAAUGCAUUACUUUCCGAAAAACAUAACAGAACCUCAAAUAAAUUAUUAGAAGAUCCAAAAGAUCAGUCAAAAUAUGAUGAACAGAAAAUAUCAACAGCACCACCACAAACACCCAAACAGCAGAAGGGAAAAACUGCAGAUCUAGGAUCACAAAGGAUUUCAAAUGAAGAACAAGACAGAGAGUUAAAUGCUAAGAAAAACUUAUACAGAGAAGCAGUGAUAGGCCAGGGAAGCAUCACAGAAUCAACUGUAGAAGAAGCAUCAAGUAGAGAAGUAAUAGUUGAACAAAGAUCACAAAAAGAGUCAACUUCAGAGCAAGAGACACGCAGAGCAUCAACUGUAGAACAAAGAUCACACAGAGGGUCAACUGCAGAGCAAGGUCCACGGAAACCAACCAUUAAAGAACAAAGAUCACCCAGAGGAUCAACUGCAGAGCAAAGAUCACGCAAAGAGUCAUUGACGGAGGAAGGUUCACAGAGAGGAUCAAUUGCAGAGCAAGGGUCACGGAGACCAACCAUUGUAGAACAAAGAUCACCCAGAGGAUCAACUGCAGAGCAAGGGUCACGCAGAGUGUCAGUGAUGGAGCAAGAACCACAGAGAGGGUCAAUUGCAGAGCAAGGGUCACAGAGACCAACCAUUGUAGAACAAAGGUCACAUAGAGGGUCAGCUGCAGAGCAAGGGUCACGCAGAGAGUCGAUGAUGGAGCAAGGAUCACAGAGAGGGUCAAUUGCAGAGCAAGGGUCACGGAGACCAACCAUUGUAGACCAAAGGUCACACAGAGGGUCAACUGCAGAACAAGAGUCACAUAAAGCAUCAGCUACAGAACAACAAUCACGCAGAGUGUCAAUUGCAGAGCCAGCAUCACACAGAGAGGUAAUGAUAGGACCACAGAAAGAGUCAGAACAAAGACUACAUAGAAAGACAAUAUCAGAACAGGACAGAGACUCAACUUCACAAUCAGCCAAAGAAAUGACAAAAAAGAAUCUUCAGAAAGACAAAUCCUGUGACCCCAAGUCCCCCAAAAUAGAAGGAAAGUCAUGGUCAGGUGAAUUUUUGUCUUCUAACUGGAGGAUGAAGUAUGUCAAAUUUGAAGAUGAGGAACAAGCAAACUUAAUCUAUGGUAACUCCAGGUUCACAGAACUACACUCAAUUAUCAGAAGUAUUCAGUCUUACAAGGAAGUAAAAGGUCGGAGUACUUUCAAUGGAAUUUCCCUCAAUCUGAUCCAGUUUGUGCAAGUCUUAGAGACAUUUGUUGGUGAAGAUGCUCCCCUGAGUGCCAGUGAGAACCUCACCUCUUUUUUUAAAAGGAACUAUGUUGAAACAAAAGAAGAGAAAAUGAAUGCCUUAGAACAGGUUAGACAAAAUGCUUUCCGAACCCGACAGGAGCUUCUCUUAAAAGCACUCUUUCAGAAGUGGGACAGUGAUGGUUCAGGCUUCCUGGAUCUAGAGGAAGUUGAUAAACUCUUAUACACAUACAAGGAUGGAAUGGAAAAAGAAUCUAUGAAGAAAGCUAAACUACAUAUACAGUUUCUAAAGCCACAUCCUGGUCAUGAAGUAAAGUUGUCUUCAAAACAGUUUCAGAAAUACAUAGAACUGGUUGUAUCUGAACUCACAGGUGAUGAAGAUCAAGUUCUGGAAAAUGUUGUAGAAUUUCUGAUGAAUGCUGUGGAGAAGAACCAUACUGAGAGUUUAAGGAAUUGUGCAAGAUGGAAAUGGUUGCAUCAAAUCCAACAUGUUGCCGAGACAAGUGGGGUAUCUCUGGAGCCAGUAUACAAUGCAACUUUCAAGGCUCUUAUGCAGGAUGCUGAAGCCCAUGGAAAUAAGAAGAUCAGUGCUCACAUUUCCCUCUUAGAAGAAAACCUAGUACUACCAGAUAGAGGGGCUGUUCUGUUGAGAAAUGUGGCUUGUACCCUAGAUGAUGCUCCAUUUGUAUUAAACAAAGUGCUCUACCAGGACAUGAAGGGAAUCAGCUUUACAGUAGUGGCUGAAGGAAAGCCAAUUCAUGUCCCCCAAGUUCAAUAUCAUGGGAACGUCUUUUUCUGGAACAAAUCCCACAAGAAUGAUCAUAAUGGGUCAUUCCUGGCUCUGCCUCUUCAGGAUGCCUAUAUGAGAGUCUUUGGGGUCCUGGCUGUUGACACUCUUAGAGAUCCCCAUGAAAUAAACAUCUUCCUACCUCAUGAAAUUAGAUUCUAUCAGGGUGUUGCUAAUGUCUUCAGCAAUGCCUAUCACUAUGUUCACAGCAGAGAGCAUAUCCUACAUGUUGUGAUCACUGGUAUCGGAUGGCUCUUCACUAUGACAUCCAGCAUUACCUCCAUCACUGCCUACUUUGUUGAAUCUAGCCCAGACCAGGAUUCGGACUAUGUUUUACGCAAUAUGAUGGUUACAGAGCACCUGGGUCUAACAGAAAUCCACACGAAUCCUCCCAGCGUUUUCAGGAAGUCAUGUAUCUUCAGAGAUUACCUUUUUAAGUGUAUAGACAGUUCAGAAGUUAUUUUGGCCUCUGCCUGUGGGGAAACCCACAUAGUAAUUCCACUUCGUGAGAGAACAGGAGAGGCUCUCGGACUUCUUGAUGUUAACAUUGGCCACACCAGAAUGUUGUUAUACCAAGAAUAUAAAGAUCUACAGAAAAUGAUGAAGAUGAUCCAUGCUGCCUGCUCUGAAAUAUUGGGUGAAUUCUCUGGAGAGAUAAAGAAAAACAUUAUCUUAGAGAUUGAAAAAGCAGGAGAAGUCCAGCGAGCAGGAAUUCUCUUUUUCCGAAUCAUGCUGCAGGAGCUGCGGGAAUGCCUCCACGCGCUCAGCCCCAUGGACUUUGUGUCCCUCAUGCUCCAUGAAUAUAAGUCUGAAGCUGAGCCAAAGUCUGCUCAAGACAGCAAGUCCCAGGAGUUUGAACCCAGUGUAGAUCUAGUACACGGCAUCCUGAAAGGAGUUAUCUUAGUCUAUCAUCCAGACUUGGAAAGUUCAAAUGAGUUGGAAAACUGGGAUAAAUGUAAACUUUAUGUUAACAAAUAUUUAGUGCGGCAUAUUUGUGAAUUUGACCCAACUGCUAGCCAUGAGGAAGUUAAUUUACAGCUGAUUGAUGAAAAUAUCAGAGAUUAUUCCCGAAUUGAAGUAUGGAAAUUUGGUAAUACUGUCAUUGAACUCCUAUACCACUGGAUGCACAUCUGUUCAGCUCUCAUGAAGCUAACCAAAAAACUAGACAGCGCCAUUCGACCUCCGUUUCCCUCCAAGUCUGACAACUACAUAUAUGCAAAAAUGCCAGGGGAAACUUUAGCAGGACAAUCCUAGCAGAAUUGGUACUCUAUACAGUACUUUGAUCAUGUUCACUGCUGUUAACUUUAGUUUUCAA
Messenger RNA from Octodon degus (degu), 4697 nucleotides. RefSeq names its product EF-hand calcium binding domain 5 (gene Efcab5). The coding region runs from base 185 to 4636 and encodes 1483 amino acids. The transcript is spliced from 22 exons. Gene Ontology annotation, molecular function: calcium ion binding. The record is from RefSeq and is a predicted model, not a curated record. Lineage: Eukaryota; Metazoa; Chordata; Mammalia; Rodentia; Octodontidae.